UUUGAUAAAGCUGUGCAUUGGAAAGAGGUCCUGUAAUAAAGAGGGAUCCGAACAAGCUCAGAAAGAAACUGAAUUUCAAGGGGCUGAGGCCAUGGUCCUGGAGAGCGUUAUGUUUGCCAUCCUCGCCGAGCGGUCACUUGGGCCCAAACUGUAUGGCAUCUUUCCCCAGGGCCGACUGGAGCAGUUCAUCCCGAGCCGGCGGUUAGAUACUGAAGAAUUAAGUUUGCCAGAUAUUUCUGCAGAAAUAGCUGAAAAAAUGGCCACAUUUCAUGGUAUGAAAAUGCCAUUCAAUAAGGAACCCAAAUGGCUUUUUGGCACAAUGGAAAAAUAUCUCAACCAAGUGCUGAGAAUUAAAUUUACUGAGGAGUCCAGAAUUAAACAGCUCCACAAAUUCCUCAGUUACAACCUGCCUUUGGAACUGGAAAACCUAAGGUCACUGCUCCGGUCCACUCCGUCUCCAGUCGUGUUCUGUCACAACGACUGUCAAGAAGGUAACAUCUUGCUGCUGGAAGGCCGAGAGAAUUCUGAAAAGCAGAAACUGAUGCUCAUUGACUUUGAAUACAGCAGUUACAAUUACAGGGGCUUCGACAUUGGCAAUCAUUUCUGUGAGUGGAUGUAUGAUUAUACCUAUGAAAAGUACCCGUUUUUCAGAGCAGAUAUUCGCAAGUAUCCCACCAAGAAGCAACAGCUCCAUUUUAUUUCCAGUUACUUGGCUGCAUUCCAAAAUGACUUUGAAAAGCUCAGUAGUGAAGAAAAAUCCACUAUAGAAGAAGAAAUGUUGCUUGAAAUCAAUAGGUUUGCCCUCGCGUCCCAUUUCUUCUGGGGACUUUGGUCCAUCAUCCAGGCCAAGAUUUCCUCCAUUGAAUUUGGGUACAUGGACUACGCCCAAGCGCGGUUUGACGCCUAUUUCGACCAGAAGAGGAAGCUGGGGGUGUGACCGCGGGGACCCGUCCCCCUGGUCACUGGACUGGCGCGGCGGAGCGGGCCCUUCUGCUUUGGCGACGGCACCUCGGCGGGAAGGCCGUGGGCAGCUCACUACUGACACGGACGUGUAUGAUGACUACAGACUGUAUUAAAGCGAGUGACAUUUA
Carlito syrichta (Philippine tarsier) is the source of this 1091-nucleotide messenger RNA. It is a transcript of the gene CHKA, whose product is annotated as choline kinase alpha. Bases 92 to 937 code for a protein of 281 amino acids. The transcript has 11 exons. Gene Ontology annotation, molecular function: choline kinase activity; ethanolamine kinase activity. NCBI's taxonomy places the organism in Eukaryota, Metazoa, Chordata, Mammalia, Primates, Tarsiidae. The record is from RefSeq and is a predicted model, not a curated record. Gene Ontology annotation, biological process: CDP-choline pathway; phosphatidylethanolamine biosynthetic process. Gene Ontology annotation, cellular component: cytoplasm.